CGUCGAUCCUACCGCACGGGUUUCUGCCGCGUGAGGAAACACCUUCAGUGCAAAUUCAUUGGGGCAGCUUGAGUGAGCAUGUUGCUCCAACCGAUCGUUCUCGCUGUGUGCUUGGCCGUAGCAGGCCUUGCCGAGGCUCAACGAUCCUUCACCGUCGAUUAUGAACGGGAUACGUUCGUCAUGGAUGGCAAAGAUUUCCGCUACGUCGCUGGAUCGUUCCACUACUUCCGAGCGCUACCACAAACCUGGCGCACGAAGCUACGAACGAUGCGUGCCGGUGGACUGAAUGCGGUCGACCUUUACGUGCAGUGGUCCUUGCACAAUCCGCGCGAUGGCGUGUACGACUGGGAGGGCAUUGCCAAUGUAACCGACAUUAUCGAGGCCGCCAUCGAGGAAGAUCUGUACGUGAUUCUCCGCCCGGGACCGUACAUUUGUGCCGAAAUCGAUAACGGUGGAUUGCCGUACUGGUUGUUCAACAAAUAUCCCGGCAUCCAGGUGCGCACCAGCGAUGCCAACUAUCUGGCCGAGGUGAAGAAGUGGUACGGUGAGCUGAUGAGCCGCAUGGAACCGUACAUGUACGGCAACGGUGGCCCCAUCAUCAUGGUGCAGAUCGAGAAUGAGUACGGUGCGUUCGGAAAGUGUGACAAACCGUAUCUGAACUUCCUGAAGGAGGAAACGAACCGGUAUGUGCAGGACAAGGCGCUACUGUUCACCGUCGAUCGUCCGUACGAUGAUGAGAUUGGCUGUGGUCGCAUCGAUGGUGUGUUCAUCACGACGGACUUUGGGCUGAUGACCGACGAGGAGGUGGACACGCAUGCCGCCAAGGUGCGCUCGUACCAACCGAAGGGACCACUGGUCAACACCGAGUUCUACACCGGUUGGCUGACGCACUGGCAGGAAUCAAACCAGAGGCGCCCGGCCGGACCAUUAGCCGCUACGCUCCGUAAAAUGCUCAAGGAUGGAUGGAACGUGGACUUUUACAUGUACUUUGGCGGAACGAACUUUGGCUUCUGGGCCGGUGCCAACGAUUGGGGGCUGGGCAAGUACAUGGCGGACAUUACAUCGUACGAUUAUGAUGCACCGAUGGAUGAGGCCGGUGAUCCGACGAUGAAGUAUAUCGCCUUCCGCGAUAUCAUUGGCGAGUAUCUACCUCUCGCUAUCAUGCCAGUGCCCGAGGCGUCACCGAAGAUGGUACUAGAGUCCAUUCAGCUAACAACGAUCGGUUCGAUCCUGUCCGAGAGCGGCCGUCAACUGCUGGGCACGAAUCCGGCCAACCCGUCCCGGAAGCUGCUCACCUUCGAGGAGAUCAAUCAAAACUCAGGCUUCGUGCUGUACGAAACCACACUGCCGAAGCUAACACGUGACCCUAGUCUGCUCACUAUCAACGGACUGCACGAUAGGGCACAGGUGUACCUGGAUGAGUUUUAUGUCGGUACACUUGCACGCGAGAACGCCAUCGACACACUGCCACUGACGGCCGGAUAUGGUUCGAAACUGUCGCUGCUGGUCGAGAACCAGGGUCGCAUCAACUUCGACAUUCUCGAUGAUUACAAGGGAAUUUUGGGCAAUGUGACCAUACAAACGUACGACGAACCGCACGAGCUGUCGCUGGAGGGUCAGUGGUCCGUUACGGGCUAUCCGUUCGACGAUUACGCCAAACUGCAACAGUUCGUGGACAGCGCUCCUGGAGGACCCGGUGCGAACGGUCGCGGUAUGGCCGUCCACGGACCGAUCGUACUGAGUGCGGUGUUCGAUGUGGCCACGGCCGACAUUCAUGACACGUACAUCAACAUGGCCGGUUGGGGCAAGGGUUUCAUCUUCGUGAACGGAUUCAACCUUGGUCGCUACUGGCCCGUUGUCGGACCGCAGGUUACCACGUACCUGCCGAAAGAGCUGCUGAAAGCCACCGGUAAUACGAUCGUGGUGGUCGAACUGCAGAAACUACCGGCCGACCGUACCCUGCACUUUGCCUCGAAAGCUAUCCUCGAUGAAGCUUAGGGUUAGGUGGUUCGCAUCGUGGUUCUGGUCUCGCAUCGAAAUGAAAUAAAACAAUUCAAAUCUAACUGAGAUCAUAA
Molecule: messenger RNA, 2075 nt
Organism: Anopheles aquasalis
Lineage: Eukaryota; Metazoa; Arthropoda; Insecta; Diptera; Culicidae
Product: beta-galactosidase-like
Biological process (GO): carbohydrate metabolic process
Molecular function (GO): beta-galactosidase activity
Source: RefSeq, a predicted model, not a curated record